GAACAGGUUGGUGUUUCGUUUAAACUAGCCUUGCACAGGGUGGGUGGGGUAAUACGAUGUGUGUUUGAACAGACAAGGUAAAGUCUCCUGUUGUAAUACGUGCUCAGGCAAAGAACGGGCAUGAAUGGAAUCUUUUACAUCUAACACUGGAGAGACCGUAUGCUAAAGGAUUACCCACUCUUUGGAAAUAACUGAAUUGAAUGUUAACUUAAACCACAAUGGAGGCAACCAGUGAUACCACAAAGAUCCUGGAGAAGGGUCCUGAAUACCUUCGAAAGCAAAUGGAACUGGAGAGUGAGACAAAAGGACGCAUGAGUGCUGUGGAGAGGCUCGCUGCAAGCAAACCAAAAUAUGUCAAAAGCCAACAGGUGGUCAACUCAACUCAGGAGCCAGUGAUCAGUCUUGGAUCAGCCUCGGUGAGUAGCACUGGGUCUUCUAACCGGAGCUUGAACCAUUGUGGGAAUCUUGUCAUAGGGAGUAACUCAAGAGAGGCUACAUGUGGUGCACAAAUCAACAGCUUACCAGGGCAGGUACGUCGGUCCAGCUCCAAAAAUCGACGAGACUCGCUUCUGCUUUACAGACAGAAAUGUGAGUUACUGAGAGGAUCAGAAAAUGACCGGAAACAUCCUAUAACACGCAAGUUGCUCAGCUCUAAAAAUGUUUUAUUACCUGAGGCAACAGAUAAGGAGUGUGAAGCUGAGUACAACAAGGACAAAAUCACCACACCUGAGGGAACAGCAAAGGAAUGCAGCUCACAAUCAGAGAGGAGGAGGAAUGGAGUAGCAGAGCAACAUAGCACAGAAUACAGUGAUCCUGGAUCUAAGAUGACAGCGGGUGUUGUGAAGAAAUCUGCUGGGCUCCUAACGGUUCCUGAGUUUGAAAGCAGGUCUGGCAAAGGAGUAAGUCGUUCUCACUCCGACAUCAGCUCCAGGUACUCCAAGAACUUUGCAGACUUUGAUGCUUUUUUCAAGUACUGUGGGCUGGGCAGUGAGGUUAUUGAAUCUUUUGGGAAGGACAACUUCUCGGUGCGCUCAGAUGAAAUUGCGAUAAACAUCCGGAGUGUCAGCAUCUCUACAUCAGACGACGGCUUCUCCAGGAACAGUGGUGACAGCGACGGACUAAUGGAAGACAAGCUACAUGAAAAGAUACGUCAAGAGACGUCAGUUAUUGAGCGCAAUGCAAGGAUUAUCAAAUGGCUGUACAGCUGCAGAAAUGCUAUAGAGACCGGAAAAAAGUUAAGAGACCUUGAUUGAGAUUAAGACAGAGGCCAUAUGCUUAAGUAAGACUGUUGUAUAGAUGACACUAACUCCUGGCUUUUGUUUGUGGACUGACUUCUGGUCUCUGUGCUGUCAUUGUGUCAUUGUGUGCCAAUUUCAGCAGACACUUCACAGAAAAAAAGGUUUAGCGUGUUUGCUCUGUUAAAACUUGCAUAAAGCUAGCUCUGCCACAUUGGGGCCACAUAAAUUGCGCAGAAAGCCCCACAUCACACACAUAGAAAUACAAAAGCUGUCCUCAAAUUUUCAUCUUAAACUUGUAUUUUAAGGUCUAAUAAAUGUGCAUAUGUGCACACUUUAAUACAGGAAAUCUGGAAGAGUAGGCUACAUAAGAACACAUUUUGGUUUGCCAGGUUGUUAAACAAAUCCUUAGACUGUUGUUUUUCCCCUCUAUUUGAUAAUAAUGCAGUUGUCUCAAAUGUCAUUAUUCCAUUAAUAAAUGCUUAAUAAUUUGUUUAAUAAAUUGAUUUUGUUCAGUUCUGCUGCAAGGUACACUGCCGUCAUUCACCUCAACACAGAAAUGUUUCUUUUUAAUGGCUUGUAACUAAGCUAUAAAACAUAAGUCAAAUAUAGUAUAUUAUCCAUCUAAUAAGCUAUUGGUUAUGAAACAUUUAUAAAAGGUUUUAGAAAGUGGCACCAGCAUAAAGGCUUAAAGCUGAUGUGAUGGCAUAUGAAACAUUUCAGGGGGUCCAAUACUCAUUAUCAUAAAUGAUGUUCCUCACUACAAUCUGAAAUCCUAUCUUAUCUCAGUUUAGGAUGACAUUUAGGAUUUUUGGUAUUACAAAAUAACCACUGCAUUUAGGAAAAAAUCCUAAAUUUUUCUCCUAUUCAGAAAUAUUGUGUGGAAGGGCCAGACCUUCCUCUGCAGCGCUGUGGAGAUAGGUCUGGCAAUGCGAGACUCAACACGGUCUCACCCCUAUUCGUCACCAGGGUCUUUAGCAUUAAAGUGCCCUUAAAUCAUAAUUUAUGUAACCUACUUCUUAAGAUCACAAUCCAAUAAGUGUAUACACGGCAUUCCUCUCCAGGUGAAAGGUGUACAUUCCAUCACACGCACGCGCACACACACACACACACACACACACACACACACACACACACACACACACACACACAAACCAGGAGCAGAGAGAUCUGCUCCUUUCAUGUAUAAUUGUGGUCAAGCAUUUAUUGUUAACAGUAAUAAUACUGCAUUGUUAAAUUUAACUACAGCCAGACAAAAAGGCUUGUAGGUUGUGGUUAUUUUCCAACCAAAGAAUCAGUUACUCGCUGAGUUCUGUGUGAGAGGAAUGUACCUAAUAAUCUGAUAGGCUUAAAUCCAGUGACCCGAUGUAACUGUAACUCUGCUUCUCUCCCAAUCUCUGUCUGCUUUAUCUCUUGACCACUUUCUUUCUGUCUUUUAGCCAACUUUCUAUGCUGAUCAGAGGCUGUAACAUUAGUGGGGGAAAAGCAACGGACAGACUAUUGAAGUGGAAUUACCCACUCAGAAACAAACAAUAUUUAUGUGCAGUAUAUGCUAAUAGAUACUCAUUACUCAGCUGCACCCAUGUUGCACCCAUGUUGUUGACACGCCUUUCACUUCUCCAGAAGCCUGGCUGACUGUUUCACAUCAAGACAAGUCAUGUCAUGCCCUCUCCUCUUGUUUACUGCCAGCUACUUCUUAAAAUGCAGUUGAUAAUUUAGUUAGAAAAGGGACACUUAUCGUUUCAUAUGUGGUUCAACCUACAGAAAUGUAUUGACUGAAAAUGUAGACUACUUGCAUUGCUAAAGGCUUGUAAAUGUCUUCUUAUAUUGGAAUUUGUAUGAUGUAAAAGUUUUAGUAUUACUAAUCCACCACUUAAAACUUGUUUAACUGCUGCCUGUGUAACACUGUUUUAUACGGAAGUACUGCAAAAGAUUGCUACAGUGAAUAAAGUUGCAAUUUUUCUCACAA
Messenger RNA from Sander lucioperca (pikeperch), 3204 nucleotides. It is a transcript of the gene fam110c, whose product is annotated as family with sequence similarity 110 member C. The transcript has a single exon. The coding region runs from base 219 to 1253 and encodes 344 amino acids. Lineage: Eukaryota; Metazoa; Chordata; Actinopteri; Perciformes; Percidae. The record is from RefSeq and is a predicted model, not a curated record.